AUGUCAAUCGAAAACCUCAAGACCUUCGACCCCUUCGCCGAAGCUGACGAAGACACCGGCGAUACAAAACAGUCUCAAAAUUAUAUCCAUAUACGGAUUCAGCAACGCAAUGGUCGUAAGACUCUGACAACUGUUCAAGGUCUCCCGAAAAAGUUCGACCAAAAGAAAAUCCUCAAGGUCAUCAAGAAGAAGUUUGCCUGCAAUGGCACCAUCGUCAAUGACAGUGAGAUGGGCGAGGUGAUCCAGCUCCAGGGGGAUCAGCGCAAGGAUGUCCAAGAAUUUUUGGUCGAUAAAAAGGAAGGGCUUGAGCUCGACGCCAAAACUAUAAAGCUCAUCACGCCCGUCCCGCUUUCGUCUUCCCAGCCCACUCCAGAGGAUCGAGAAGCAAUGUCGUUCGUCGCCUUUGUUCGCUGA
This is a messenger RNA of Paracoccidioides brasiliensis Pb18, 414 nucleotides long. RefSeq names its product translation initiation factor SUI1. Gene Ontology annotation, cellular component: eukaryotic 43S preinitiation complex. Gene Ontology annotation, molecular function: ribosomal small subunit binding; RNA binding; translation initiation factor activity. Gene Ontology annotation, biological process: translational initiation. The transcript is spliced from 5 exons. The record is from RefSeq and is a predicted model, not a curated record. Bases 1 to 414 code for a protein of 137 amino acids.